Molecule: messenger RNA, 4530 nt
Organism: Trichophyton verrucosum HKI 0517
Lineage: Eukaryota; Fungi; Ascomycota; Eurotiomycetes; Onygenales; Arthrodermataceae
Product: PHD finger and BAH domain protein (Snt2), putative
Exons: 2
Coding region: 1-4530 (1509 amino acids)
Biological process (GO): histone catabolic process
Cellular component (GO): Lid2 complex
Molecular function (GO): chromatin binding; ubiquitin-protein transferase activity
Source: RefSeq, a predicted model, not a curated record
AUGGAGUUUCUCCCAUCAAAGGACAACCCAUCAGGCCCCAUUGAGAGUGUCCGCGUAAACUGGUACUACCGGCCGCGUGACAUCCAGCGCAAGACCAACGACCUCCGAGUCGUCUUUGCCUCCAUGCACUCAGACGCCUGUCCACUCACGUCGCUACGCGGCAAAUGUACCAUCAAGCACCGCACCGAAAUCGCAAACUGGGACCAGUACAUGAAGGCAAAGGACUGCUUCUGGUUCGAGCGCAUGUACGACCGCUACAUCCACCGGUACUAUGAUGUUAUUCCCACCAGCCAUGUCAUCAAUGUGCCCCAGCAUGUCAAGCAGGUUCUCGACGAGCGAUGGAAGUACGUCUUGGUCGAGAUUGGCCGCAGAAAGGAGCUUACCAGUGCAGUCAAGACAUGCAAAAAGUGCCAACAAUACGCUGCAAACAGAGCUCAGGAAAAGAAGCUCGAGGCCAGGAACACGCCCAUGGUGGGCGAGUCGCGCACAAACAAUGACACAGAGCCCGAGUUAGUCGAAGAGGAAGAAGAGGAGCAGCCCGCUGCCGAUGCAGACACAGCAGCUGCGACCCAGCGGAGCAGCCCGGCAAAUGAGCAGCAGCAGCAACAACAACAACAGCAGCAACAACAACAACAGCAGCAACAUGCGCUCAAGCCGGCGACAGCAGAGCAGAUCUCCCAGGCCAAACUAUGGCAGUUUCGCUAUCUGGGCAUCCAUUGCCGCGUGGAGGAUGCGCUUGACUACGACGAUCGCAUUUACCCCCGUGCCAGUUCUCGGUUGGGCAGCCGACAUCAGGCCAACGUCGUGCCUUGGUAUGGCCACCCGGUUGAGUACUUCAAACCCGCGGAGACAAAGAGAAAGUACGUCCGGUCGGGGCCCAAGAAGGAGGUCAAGUUGUCCAAGGAAGCCCUGGCCGCACAGGAGGCAGACCGUGCCGAGCGGGCGUCGCGCCCAAAGUGGGUACAGGAGGUGCCCCCUGGUUAUAUCGCCCGUGGCGAGGACGAGCCCAUCACCGUGGACGGGAAGAAGUUUCAUACAGCCGAACUCCAGUUUAAGAUGCCAGAUGCUUCACAGCUGUCGUCCGCCAGGGGAGAAGAUGAUGCGCCAGGCUCACAUCUCUCCGUCGAAGAGAGGGAAAAAUUCAUCGACGAAUAUAUGGACAAGGCCAAGGAAGUGGCCACUUCUAAAGGGAUCCCGGACUACUCCACAAACUACCUCGACAAAGCCCUGGCACUGCUGUACGAAGAGAACUUUAAUGUCGAGCCUGCUCUUGCCCGGCUCAAAGCACUGCAUAGAUACAACGACCUGAAGGAGCCAUACCUCAAACCCGAAGAGGUCAAGCUGUUCGAGGCUGGAGUAGCCAAGUACGGCUCUGAGCUGCGGAGUAUCACCAAACAUGUCGGCACCGUCAAGCACCGUCACAUCGUGCGGUUCUACUAUAUGUGGAAGAAGACCCCCAAGGGACGCCAGAUCUGGGGCAACUACGAGGACAGAAAGGGUAAGAAACUUGCCAAGAAGGCUGACAGUGCCGCAAAGCUGCUAGACGAUGUUGCCGACGACUACGACGACUCUGCGUUCGACAAUGACAAGGCCAUGGAGAAACGCAGAGGGUUCACCUGUAAAUUCUGCAAUACCCGUUCUUCUAAGCGCUGGAGACGAGCUCCCGCCGUUCCACCUGGCUUUACCGUGCCGGCCGAACAGUCUGGGAAGCGCGAAAAGGGCAACCGGCUGACCGUCUCCCUCUGUCAGCGUUGCGCCGUUCUUUGGCGAAAGUAUGGAAUUCAUUGGGAAGACCCUGAUGAGAUCGCGAAGCGCAUCUCGCAGGGUGGGAAUAAGUCGUGGCGUCGAAAGUAUGAUGAGGGAUUAUUGUCUCAGCUCCUUACCACCUCCGAGUCGGAUGUGAGGAUCAACCAGACCACCGCCACUAUAGCAGCUUCGAUCGGAGUACACGUUACUACAGAAGUGGUCAAGGAAACCGCAAGCAAUCCACCCGAACCCCAACAACAACAAAACCAACAUCAUCAACAUCAGCAGCCAGCCAAGAAGAAGACCAAGACAGCUGAUAAAGAUGCAAACGCUGCCAACGCCGUCAUGGCUGAUGCCCCUCCGCCUGCUCCUCCGCCGCCCCAACAACAGCAGCAGCAGCAGCAAACGUCAUCCAGGAAGAGGGCAGCUGAGAAGGCUGUGCAGGAAGCUCCUCCGCCACUGGCACCAGAACCACCUCGACCCAAAGUCCUGCCCUGUGCUGUGUGCAAAAAGAUGGAUCCCAUGGGCGACCAGCAUCUAUCCUGCCGAGACUGCCGCCUCACCGUCCACAGGGACUGCUAUGGAAUCGAUGCUUCUCGCCCAGCAGCAAAAUGGAUAUGCGACAUGUGCUCCAAUGACCGGAACCCGACUGUUUCCACAUCAUACGAAUGCGUUAUCUGUCCCGUCACCGAGACGGAGCACGAACUCAUGGAACCGCCCAAAACAACUCACAAGAAAAAAUCCGAACGAGAACGUGAAAAGGAGCGCCUGGAGCGCGAGAUGGUCAACGAAGCUAUCAAGCUCUAUCGCCAACGUCAAGAAGCAGCAGGUAAACCAGUGGGACCCCGAGAACCUCUUAAGCGCACCGCAGGUAACAAUUGGGUACAUGUCACCUGCGCCAUAUGGUUUCCCGAAAUCAAAUUCGGCAGUGCCAAAGACCUUGAGCCCGCAGAGGGUAUUGAGUCGAUACCGCAGGAAAGCUUCAAGGACCGAUGCAAGAUAUGCAAAACGGAAAAUGGCGCUUGUGUCUCGUGUCGGGCUUCAACGUGUAACGCGCGGUUUCAUGUUGGAUGUGCUCAUCAGGCAGGAUAUAACAUGGGGUUCGACAUCACACCGGUGAAGAGUAGUAGGAAAGACGUUGUUUCAACUGCGACCAUGGGCGAAGAAACGGGUGUUGUUGCACCAGCGAUAUGGUGUCCGCACCAUAAUGUGCAGACCAUAGUUCAUGAGAUGGGUGAAUCGAAGGGUUCGACGGAAGGGAAUGCCCUGCAAAUAUAUGCUAGGACGUUCAAGCAGGCUGAUCUUACGCUUACGGGGACAGCGAGGAAGGCGGCAUAUGUCCAGCACUCCUCGCCAUCUGCUGCUGGUAAGCGUGCGGCUGCGGCUGCGAUGACGAACGGUGUGGGACCAAGUACAGCGACGACGGCGAGUCCAGGACAGGGGCAACACCAGCAUGAUGAAGUUAAUGGUACAGGGGACGUCGAGCAGGGCAGUACCGGGCAGGGGAAGGACGACAUUCCGAAGAAAUGCUUCAGAUGCCAGUCUGUUGCUAGCCCGAAGUGGUGGCGCCGCGCGCAACCGCAUCAACCACCGCAUCAACAGCAGCCCGUCAAUGGUCUAGGACCACUGGAUCUGAUCAGAUGGCCUUCCUCGAUGCACCACACCAAUGAUACAAAUGGCGAUAUACCCGAGCGCAUCGUGUACGAGUGUCAUAAAUGCCAUCUCAAGAAACACCACACUCCACCUACCCUCACGCCUGUGCUUGCACCACUGCCACCAGUCUCUUAUGGCCCGCCUGACCGUGAUCGUGAAAUGGGCCAAGCUCGUCUCCCUGAGCUUCAUAGGAAUGGCUAUGCUUCUUCUCCUCACGCUCAACCUGUUCAAGCGCAUGGCCCUAGCCAUGUUCCCCCUCUUGCGCCCCUGACGCACCCCCACGGAGCUCCUGAAUGGCGACCUGGACCUGGACCUGCUCCUGCUCCAGGGCCGGAAUAUGAACAGCGACCACCGGCAGAAUAUUUACAUCGUAAAGGAAUAUCCCCUGCUCCUAAUGGUGUGCAGCUUGGUCCUCCUCCACCCCCACCACCUCCAUUCCAUCAGGGCCCUCCUCCCCCGCCACAUGCUCAGGGUAGAAUGAACGGGUAUCCUCCCCCUCCGCCCCCAGCCUUACCACAUCCUCAUCCACAUCACCAACAACAUCCGCAUCCGCACCCGCACCCGCAUCAUCAGCAUCAACACCAUCAGCAUCCGCACCAUCAACACGCACAUCAUCCACCGCCCUUCGCGAAUGGUGGUCCUCCGCCUCCUCCACCAUCCCUUCCACCGCCACACCAAUACCCCUAUGGGCCAAUUGCGCCCCACCCAUCCGGCGCAAACACACCAUACCCUGGCCCGGGUCCAGGCCCGUCUACACCUGGCACAGGCCCAGGCCCCGCUCCUGGCCCUGGCCCCAUGCACUUCUCCCCGCCACCACCUCCUUCACGCACACCCCUUCCGGGCUCUCAUCCACCCCGAAUGUUCCCUAUCGACAGGCCCGUUCAACCAAAACCAAAUCUCUCUUCUCCCUCCGCCGCACGAAGAAGUUUGGACCCCCACCAGCCGCAACCACCUCAGUCUCAGAGUCAAGCUGACCCCUCGCCCACGGCAGGCCCGACUGCUACUCCAUCACGACCACGAUCAGAGAGUAUGGGUCGUCAAGGUUCCAUGGGCAGUAUGCAACCGCAAUCAGCGCCGACAUCUGGUUCAGCAGCAAGUGCGAGUCCAUCAUUGAAAAACUUACUUCUUUAA